GGGGGAGGGAGGAUCUCUGUCUUCUCUCUGUCCCCUGGCCCUCGUACAAGAAGCUACUCCUCUUCAGUGUUCCCUCCUGCUUCGGGGACCCCCUGCCUGGCAAUUCAGGAGGCAGGGGCUUCUCAGCCUCCACACAAUGCCUUACCCACCCCAGCCACACCCUCAACACGGGCCCAUUCCACAAUGACACCCACCUCUGCUUCCCCCACGUGGGGGUCCCACUCCACCCCCGCCCUGUCCUUGGUCACUCCCCCACCCUCCUGCCGGUGCCCCCAGGACCAUCCUGGGCUGCGGAUAGGCCCUCUGAUCCCUGAGCAGGAUUAUGAACGGCUAGAGGACUGUGACCCUGAGGGGUCGCAAGACUCACCCCUCCAUGGGGAGGACCAUCAGCCCUUGCUUCAUGUGCCUGAAGGACUCCGUGGCUCCUGGCAUCACAUCCAGAACCUGGACAGUUUCUUCACCAAGAUUUACAGCUACCACCAGAGGAAUGGGUUUGCCUGUAUCCUGCUGGAGGAUGUCUUCCAGCUGGGACAGUUCAUUUUCAUUGUCACCUUCACAACCUUCCUCCUUCGCUGUGUGGAUUACAAUGUUCUCUUCAACAACCAACCAAAGAACCGUACAAGACCUGGGCCAUUCCACAGCAAAGUGACCUUGUCAGAUGCCAUUCUACCCUCAGCCCAGUGUGCAGAGAAGAUCCGUGACAGUCCCCUGCUGGUCUUCCUCCUAGUCUUGGCUGCCGGCUUCUGGCUGUUCCAGCUGCUUCGCUCAGUCUGCAACCUCUUCAGCUACUGGGACAUCCAGGAGGAGCUCAGCUCUGUAUCCUGGGCCGAGGUGCAGGCCCGCCUCCUGGAGCUGCAGAGGAGUGGUGGGCUGUGUGUUCAGCCGCGGCCGCUGACGGAACUGGACGUCCACCACCGCAUCCUACGCUACACCAACUACCAGGUGGCUCUUGCCAACAAGGGUCUGCUGCCCGCCCGCUGCCCGCUGCCCUGGGGGGGCAGCGCAGCCUUCCUCAGUCGCGGCCUGGCGCUCAACGUGGACCUGCUGCUCUUCCGCGGUCCCUUCUCCCUCUUCCGCGGGGGCUGGGAGCUCCCCGAAGCCUACAAGCGCAGCGACCUCCGGGGCGUCCUGGCCGCCCGCUGGCGGCGCACCGUGCUGCUGCUGGCCGCCGUGAACUUGGCGCUGAGCCCGCUGGUGCUGGCCUGGCAGGUGCUGCACGCUUUCUACAGCCACGUGGAGCUGCUGCGGCGCGAGCCCGGCGCCUUCGGGGCGCGCCGCUGGUCCCGCCUGGCCCGCCUGCAGCUGCGCCACUUCAACGAGCUGCCGCAUGAGCUGCGCGCCCGCCUGGCCCGCGCCUACCGGCCGGCGACCGCCUUCCUGCGCGCGGCCGAGCCCCCCGCGCCCCUGCGCGCGCUGCUGGCCCGCCAGCUGGUCUUCUUCUCCGGGGCGCUCUUGGCCGCGCUGCUGGUGCUCACGGUCUACGACGAGGACGUGCUGGCCGUGGAGCACGUGCUCACCACCAUGACGGUGCUCGGGGUCACAGCCACCGUGGCCAGGUCCUUCAUUCCAGAGGAGCAAUGCCAGAGUCGGUCCCCUCAGCUCCUGCUGCAGUCGGCCCUGGCACACAUGCAUUACCUCCCGGAGGAGCCUGGCGCGGCGGGUGCUCGGGCCAGCUCUUACUGGCAGAUGGCGCAGCUGCUUCAGUACCGAGCAGUCUCGCUCUUGGAAGAGCUCCUCUCUCCACUCCUCACCCCGCUGUUUCUGCUCUUCUGGUUCCGCCCCCGUGCUCUGGAGAUCAUUGACUUUUUCCACCAUUUCACCGUGGAUGUGGCUGGUGUUGGGGACAUCUGCUCUUUUGCGUUAAUGGAUGUGAAGCGCCACGGGCACCCUCAGUGGCUCUCAGAGGGACAGACGGAGGCCUCACUUUCUCAGCGUGCAGAGGAUGGGAAGACCGAGCUCUCCUUAAUGCGGUUCUCCCUGGCACAUCCACAAUGGCAGCCGCCAGGGCACAGCUCUAAGUUCCUUGGACACCUUCGGGGCCGGGUCCAACAAGAUGCAGCUGCCUGGGUCGCCCCGGCAACACGAAGCCCUCCCACCCCAGGGGUGCUCAGUGACUGUACGUCCCCUCUGCCAGAAGCCUUCCUGGCCAACCUCUUGGUGAAUCCCCGCCCACCCCAGACGGAUCUGAGUCCCACAGCAACCUGCCCUGCUGCUGCCACAGCCAGCCUCCUUGCCUCUAUUUCAAGAAUGGUCCAGGACCCAAGCUGUGUGUCCCCAGGAGGCACUGGGGGCCAGAAGCUGACACAGCUCCCAGAGCUUGUUUCUGCUGAGAUGAGCCUCCACGCCAUUUACCUACAUCAGCUUCAUCAACAGCAGCAGCAGGAACUAUGGGGAGAGGCUUCAGCCUCUUCCCCAUCCAGACCCUGGUCCAGUCCUUCACAGCCAGGCUCACCCAAGGAGGAGAAGCCAUCUUGGUCAAGUGAUGGUUCCAGCCCUGCUUCUAGCCCAAGACAACAGUGGGGCCCCCAGAGGGCCCGAAAUCUAUUCCCAAGGGGUUUUCAGGAGGCCACAGACACCCAGAAGGAGCCCCUACCUGGCUCCUUGCACUGACUGAGGACACCUCAGGUUCUGGCUUUUCCAGCUGCAGGAGAUUGGAUGGGGUGGCAUGGAAGGAUGCCCAGAGCCAUCUUCUGAACCCCAUCCCCACCCCAGAUGACAGGCCCAGACUACGUCAGUUGGUCAUAUCUGGGAGUCAAAGAGGAGCUUGCCCCGAGAACAGAGAAAGAGUAGGAGAUGACUGUGAGCUGAGGUAGCUUAAAGACAGGCCCCACAGUAAGGCACUAGCCCCAACUGGUAGCUGUGGAGCAGUCGCCUGGGAAGAACCUCCUCCCCUCCAGUGUCCUCAAGGUGGAAGACAGGGUCCAGGCAGUGGCCACACUCAGGGUUAGGGAGCAGUGAGGCACUUGGCCUGAAAGGCAAGUUCCUGUUGGCCUCCCCUUUGAGUUCCUGUGGGACUAGGGGUGGGGGAUAUGGAGACUGGUGAGUGGAAAAACCGGAGGGCUGCUGGUUUUGGACUGCAGCAGUCCUGUGACGCCACAGGAAGUGGGUGGGGCUCCCCAUCCUGUGUGAAAAAAGUAGCAAAGAUUGCUCACGGCUGUGCUGUACAUCUUUGCCAUGGGAAUGUCUAGCAUGCCCCACUCCUGGAGGCUGAGGGCUGCACCUGGUCACUCAAUCACAGAACUGUCUGUGCUUGAGUUUGAUAUUCAUCUGCUUUGAAACUUUUUCAGAGUACUGGGUCACAGAGAGGUGUCUAGAACUCACUGUCAAAGAAUUACUAUCCCAACAUCUUUACACAUUAAAG
Messenger RNA from Psammomys obesus (fat sand rat), 3361 nucleotides. It is a transcript of the gene Atg9b, whose product is annotated as autophagy related 9B. Gene Ontology annotation, cellular component: autophagosome; phagophore assembly site. Lineage: Eukaryota; Metazoa; Chordata; Mammalia; Rodentia; Muridae. The transcript has 14 exons. Gene Ontology annotation, biological process: protein localization to phagophore assembly site; autophagy of mitochondrion. Bases 184 to 2610 code for a protein of 808 amino acids. The record is from RefSeq and is a predicted model, not a curated record.